This is a messenger RNA of Exophiala spinifera, 630 nucleotides long. RefSeq lists its product as uncharacterized. The transcript is spliced from 4 exons. The record is from RefSeq and is a predicted model, not a curated record. Lineage: Eukaryota; Fungi; Ascomycota; Eurotiomycetes; Chaetothyriales; Herpotrichiellaceae. Gene Ontology annotation, molecular function: GTPase activity; GTP binding. Bases 1 to 630 code for a protein of 209 amino acids.
AUGGCGCAGAGCGCUGUAGGGUCGUAUUCGAACCCUUUGAAGAAAUUCAAGCUUGUCUUUUUGGGCGAACAGAGUGUCGGCAAGACGUCUCUCAUCACGCGAUUCAUGUAUGAUUCCUUCGACACGACCUACCAGGCCACCAUCGGCAUCGACUUCCUCUCCAAGACUAUGUACCUAGAAGACCGCACCGUCCGACUACAGCUUUGGGACACGGCCGGCCAAGAGCGAUUUCGCUCGCUCAUUCCGUCAUACAUCCGAGACUCAUCAGUCGCCGUUGUGGUCUACGAUAUUUCGUCCAAGAAGACCUUUGAACAGACGAGAAAAUGGAUAGACGAUGUUCGCGGUGAAAGAGGCAACGAUGUGAUUGUGGUUCUGGUCGGCAACAAGACGGAUCUGGGUGAUAGCAAGCGAGAGGUCACCACACAGCAAGGUGAAGAAGAGGCCAAAAGAGCAGGCGCCAUCUUCAUGGAAACGAGUGCUAAGCUCGGACAUAAUGUGAAAGCCCUUUUUAAGAGAAUAGCCCAGGCAUUGCCAGGGAUGGAGGGCGAAGAUCAGACCCAACCUAAUCCGCAAGUCAUUGAUGUGGCGGUCAACAACCAGAAGCAGGCCGAUGAUGGUUGCGCGUGUUGA